GGCUCAGCGCGGGGAGCAGAAGGUGGGAGAGCGCAGCUCGAGGACGCGCCCGCCACCCCCUCGUUUAGCUCCGCGCCGGCGCGAGCGCGCCGAGAAAGAUGAGCGAAGAUAGGUGACUUGCGUAACAUUGGACUCUAGUCUCUGUCCUCUAAAAGCCCAACCAAGUAGAACUGAGAGCAGUGGAAGAAAGGGAUUAAAUGUCUUUGUUGGGAGCUGGUGGAGGAAGACGAUUGCCAGAGGAGAGCCUGGACAACCAUCCUCCUCAGAACUGCCAGCUCUGCUACCCUAGAGCGCCAGUGCCACAGAGCUGGAGCCAGAGAUGCCAAUGCAGCCCCAGGCACUAUGGCUUCUGGAGUUACAGUGAAUGAUGAAGUCAUCAAAGUGUUUAAUGAUCGGGAAAUAAGGAAAUCUUCUCCACAAAAGAAGAUAAAAAGGAAAGAAAGAAAGGAGGGAGGGAAGAAAGAAAGUCUCUUCUGUUUAAGUGAUGAGAAAGGACAAAUAACUGUAGAGGAAGCAAAGCAGAUCUUGGCAAAUGACACUGGUGAUACCAUAGAGGAUCCCUACACAUCUUUUGUGAAGUUGCUACCUCUGAAUGAUUGCCAGUUUGCUCUGUAGGAUGCCACAUACAAAACAAUGUCUAAGAAAGAAGACCUAGUAUUGAUAUUUAUAUUCUGGGCUUCUAAGAGUGCACCUUUAAAAAGCAAGAUGAUUUAUGCUAGCUCCAAAGAUGCCGUUAAAAAGAAAUUUAUAUAUAUUAAACACAAGUGGCGUGUAAAUGGCAUGGAUGAGAUUAAGGAGCAUUCGUCACUUGAAGAGAAAUCGGGAGACGAUGUAGUAGUCUCACUUGAUGGAAAACCCUUGCUUCUAAAAUGACAGUCAAAUGCCAUCUGGGUGUUAAGGAGCUUCCACUUCUGCAGCUCAGUCAAUUGGAAUAGUGUUGGAUUUUGUUUUGGUUUUUCCCCUUCCCCA
Molecule: messenger RNA, 969 nt
Organism: Mesoplodon densirostris (Blainville's beaked whale)
Lineage: Eukaryota; Metazoa; Chordata; Mammalia; Artiodactyla; Ziphiidae
Product: cofilin-2-like
Biological process (GO): actin filament fragmentation; actin filament severing; cell motility
Cellular component (GO): actin cortical patch; actin cytoskeleton; cytoplasm
Molecular function (GO): actin filament binding
Source: RefSeq, a predicted model, not a curated record